This is a messenger RNA of Hymenoscyphus albidus, 2146 nucleotides long. NCBI's taxonomy places the organism in Eukaryota, Fungi, Ascomycota, Leotiomycetes, Helotiales, Helotiaceae. The record is from the annotation of a GenBank genome assembly.
GAAUCUUCCUAAUUUUCUUUAAUUGCCUUUCGCCCUUCUCUAAUUUCUUUACGAAUUUUGUCGCUUUUCCAUUCCCUACUCGAGCGUACUCUACUUUACUGUCCACUGAUGCCAAUAUCGCAGCUCCGCUCCUAGCCGCAAAGUGACGUAUGUACGUAAUUGAACUACUUGAGUACAUACCCCGCGUUUUUGGCUCCGACUAUUUGUGACGGCGCAUUUCACAACCUGCAAGUCCUUCUCUUGAACUCCUCAAUUGAACGCCAUAGUGCCGGUUCACCACUAUACUUUACCGUUGGCCCUUCUGUGCGCACAAGUAAGGUUAAGGCGCAACGCCAGGGAGUCCAAGUCAGAGUCAGGAGUUCGUGGAAAAACAAGUCAUGUCGCUCUUACAGAGAGUUACUUCCUUUGAAUCACUUGCACCGGAACGCUUCUCGCCUGAGAGGACCACUUCACCAACUGGAUCGAGGGAUAGGAGAUUGAGCUUCAAUCCGAUUUCUGGAUUUCAGCCGGCUGCCGAGAAUGAAAGUGCCAUUGGUGCUUUUGAAGUGUCAAAGUCUAGAAGAAUAUGUUAGUAUUUUUUCCGAGCUUCUCCGGAAGUAUACGAGUAGCCGGUUCGACAACUCGCUGACCGACUUUUCCUACAGUGCAAGUUAUCACAGCCGUAGUUUACUGUCUUUUUGCUGCGGGAAUUGUCUUUGGGUAUGCAGCAAUUAAACCGGUGCUCAUUCGCGAACAUGUUUAUCGAGAUCUCUGCACAGAAGAAGAAUUGGACAAGGGAGUGCGGACGUGUUACGAUCAGGAAAUACAUCUUAAUUUGAUGUUCACGGUUGCUGCUGUGGGGACAAAUGUGGCUGCCCUACCAGUUGGAGCUAUUCUGGAUACUCUUGGGCCUCGAGUCUGUGGCAUUAUUGGAAGUUUUCUGCUGUCUAUUGGAGCUCUGCUAUUUGCGUUCGCAUGGGAAUUGCCAUUUGAUGGCUUUAUACCUGGCUAUUUGUUCCUUGCUCUUGGGGGACCGUUCGUUUUCAUCUCGUCUUUCCAGCUUUCGAAUACCUUUCCGAAACAUUCAGGUCUGAUAUUGGCUCUUUUGACGGGUGCUUUUGAUUCAUCUAGUGCGGUAUUUCUUGUAUACCGCAUGAUUUAUCAAUGGACCGAGGAAACUUUUACGCCAAAGCGAUUCUUUCUGAUCUACCUCAUCGUACCCGCCCUCAUUCUUGUUGUCCAAGCUUUUUAUAUGCCAAAGUCUUCUUACAAGACAGUAGGUGAGCUGGUCAAACAGGUAGAAGACGUCAAUACCAACGGCUACGACGACCAAUUGGACGAACACACAGCACUACUCCGUGAAGAAAACCGCGGAAACCGCCAUUCAGUUGUCUCUGAAAUCACAGAUCUAUUGGGAUCCAAAACCGGUGGAAAACACCUUAAACAAGAAGAGCGAAAAAACGCCAUCUCCGGAGUCUGGGGAGCUCUCCAUGGAAAGACAGUAACACAACAAAUUCUCUCUCCGUGGUUCAUCCUCGUCGCUCUCUUCACCGUCAUCCAAAUGACACGGAUAAACUUCUUUGUCGCUACCAUCCGUCCACAAUACGAGUACCUGCUCUCCUCGUACGAGAAAGCCGUGGAGAUCAACACUUUCUUCGACGUCGCCCUUCCUCUGGGAGGAAUCCUCUCUAUCCCUUUCAUCGGAAUGAUUCUCGAUAACACAAGCACCCUCUUCGUCCUCUCCGCGCUCGUAACAAUCGCCACUACAACCGGGGUCCUCGGCUGUCUCCCCUACGAAUGGGCCGCCUACUCAAACAUCUGUCUCUUCGUCCUCUACCGACCCUUCUACUACACCGCCGUAUCAGAUUACUCGGCGAAAGUCUUUGGAUUCCGCACUUUCGGGACGGUAUACGGACUGAUCAUCUGUCUUGCUGGACUCUUGAAUUUCAGUCAAAGUGGACUUGAUGCGUUACUUCAUAAAGUUUCUGGAGGCAAUCCGGUGCCGGUGAACGUUGGGUUGUUGAGUAGUGCUUUUGUGGUGGGUGUUGGGCUUUGUGGGUUUGUGGGGUGGAAGAGUUAUGCGAUGAGGAGGGAGGGGUUAGAGAGGGAGGCUGAGGGGGCCAGGGAGGUCGCUAUGCCUGGAGCGGAGAACUUGGGGAGGUUGUGA